Molecule: messenger RNA, 369 nt
Organism: Parnassius mnemosyne (clouded apollo)
Lineage: Eukaryota; Metazoa; Arthropoda; Insecta; Lepidoptera; Papilionidae
Source: the annotation of a GenBank genome assembly
AUGGUGAAUAAUGAUGCUAGGGAUAACACAACAAUCAAGUUGAUAAGCUUUAAUUGUAAAUCUUUUAAAAGAUCAGCAGACUUCGUAAAGUCUUUGAGUGAAAGGGCGGACAUAACUGCACUCCAGGAGACAUGGCUCCUGCCCCAUGAGAUUCCUGACUUGAAGAAACAAAAAAAGGAUUUUUGUUUCUUCGGGAAGUCUGCGGUUGAUACAAGCAAAGGAAUAUUGCGAGGACGGCCUUAUGGCGGUGUCGGCUUACUAUGGAGAAACAAUGUGUUUGACUCUGUAUCUGUGGUUCCGUGUAUGAGCGAGCGUAUUAUUGCUAUUAAAGUAUGUGUUUCUGAUAGGCAACCCAGAUAUAUGAAGUAA